AUGGUGGAAAAAAACGUUGAUUCCGACUCCACCCACGUUGAGUUCACUGCGUCAAAGUCUUCCGAUUCUGCUGGUUCAGGUCUAGAGUCGACAGCACCAGCAGAAGAAUUUCCAUCAAUAGUUGUCAAUAAGAAUUCCACUAAUGGAACUGAUGUUACAACGCGUAUAACUACGAAAGAAGAAGAAGACAUUCACUCAUCUGGUUCUGUUAAAUUGUCCAAUUCUGCAGCCACAGAUGGAUCAUCUAAACCAUUAAAGAAGGCCCCUCCAGAGGCUACACAAGAGGUCUCGGUUAAGGCUAAAACUAAACAGCAAAAGAAGGAUCUGCAUCUUUGUUUGAAUAUUGCACCUCUUAAUACUCCCCUUCAAAAUAGACUAGAGACUUUUGCAGUGAUGUGGCACUGUGUAUCUAUUCCGUCCUUCAUAAUUUUGUUCUUAAUCUUAUUAUGGCUCGGAUGGGUGGUUUGGCUAGGAGUUAUAAUACCAUAUUAUAUAUGGUGGUAUGGGUUUGAUUUGCAUACCCCUACUAAUGGUAAAGUAGUAUAUCGUACAAGAGACUGGAUGAGAAAUCUUAUAAUAUGGAAGUGGUUUAUUGAUUACUUUCCCAUCAGAGUAAUGAAAACUGUUGACUUGGAACCAACGUUUUCAAACGUACUUGUUCAAGAUGAUGAUUUGCCGGACGAUGAAGAAGAUUUGGUAAGUGAAUUCCUGACUACAAUUAUUGAUCGUUUAUUUAUGAAGUUGGGUUUGCAUAAAAGACUUAACCUUCUGGAUAGAAGACGUUCAAGUGUAUCCUUGUCUUCCUCUUCCAAUAAAAUAUAUAAGAGGGUAACCACGGGACCAAGGUAUAUUUUUUGUUAUCAUCCACAUGGUGUCAUUUCAAUGGGUGUCAUGGGUAUGUUUGCCACAAAUGCAGUACGGAACGAGCCAUUUCAACCACCAGCAAGGUUUCUAAAGCCAUUAUUUCAUGAUCCUUCCAAGUAUAAACGUUUAUUCCCGGGAAUUGGACAAGUUUUCCCAUUAACUCUCACAACCCAGUUUACAUUGCCAUUUUAUCGGGAUUAUUUAUUGAGUUUGGGGUUAACCUCGGCCUCGGCUAAUAAUAUUAAAUCAUUGAUUAACAAUGGUGAUAACUCCGUCUGUCUAGUUGUAGGUGGUGCUAAAGAAUCAUUGUUAAACAAUAUGGUUGCUCCGAAGUAUCGUAUUGGUAAAGGUUAUAAAGGUGGGAUAGAUAGUUCUACUGAAUCUAAGGACAAUAAAAAGAAAUCAGAAAUCAAGUUGGUACUUCAAAAGAGGAAGGGGUUUGUUAAGUUGGCAAUUGAACUUGGAAACGUUGCAUUAGUUCCUGUUUUUGCAUUUGGUGAAGCUGAUAUUUACAAAUUGAACACUCCAAAGCCUGGAUCUUUUGGCUAUUGGUUACAACAAUGGAUUAAGGACAAGUUUCUGUUUACCAUACCAUUUUUCAGUGCUCGUGGAGUUUUCAUUUACGAUUUUGGCUUAUUACCUUAUAGAAACCCAAUUAAUGUUGUUAUGGGUAGACCCAUAUAUGUUCCUGAAGGGAUUCUAAGUGAUUACAAAAGAAACCAUCCAGAAUUUUUUAAAGAAGAUGUUGUUACUACUCUUGGUAACAAUAAAACAGAACUGAGUGGUUUUACACGAAAGAGUUCAUUUAGUAAUUUACUUAGCAGAGCGACUUCCAGCAUUCAAAAAUCAGAUUCCACUGGAUCCUCGAAAUCUGCAUUGAAGGGUAAUGAGACCCCAACCACAACGUACUCAAGGGGUAAUAAAAAUUUGAAGACAAAGAUCCCUAUAGAAUUAGUUGAUCAUUAUCAUCACCUUUACGUUGAGGAAUUGAAACGGGUUUAUGAGGAAAACAAGUUCAAAUAUGGAUAUGGAGACGUUGAAUUGAACAUUAUUGAUUAA
Messenger RNA from Lizanozyma spartinae, 1923 nucleotides. RefSeq names its product diacylglycerol O-acyltransferase (gene DGA1). The record is from RefSeq and is a predicted model, not a curated record. Gene Ontology annotation, cellular component: endoplasmic reticulum membrane. Gene Ontology annotation, biological process: triglyceride biosynthetic process. Gene Ontology annotation, molecular function: diacylglycerol O-acyltransferase activity. Bases 1 to 1923 code for a protein of 640 amino acids. The transcript has a single exon. NCBI's taxonomy places the organism in Eukaryota, Fungi, Ascomycota, Pichiomycetes, Serinales, Debaryomycetaceae.